CCCCAGCUGGCAAAGUGAUAAAGACAGGCGCAGGCCACCCCGCUAACGGGCGCUGGCAACUGCGCUUAGGUCCGGGGUUACAGCCCCGGUCCCGCCCCGCCCCGCCCCACCUCUCCCUGCUGCGAGGAGAGCGGAAGCAUCGAGACUGGAACGCUGGCUACGGGGCUCCGAGGAGGAGACUGUCCGACACCAGGAAGGGCCAGGCCGGAUCUCCAAGCAGGAUGACUUUGGGAAUCUUUGCAAAUUGUAUAUUCUGCUUGAAAGUCAAGUACUUACCUCGUCAGGAGAAGAAAAAGCUGCAAACUGAUAUUAAGGAAAAUGGCGGGAAGUUUUCCUUCUUAUUAAACCCUCAGUGCACACACGUCAUCGUAGACAGUGCUGACAUCCUGAGUCGUUGUCAUCUGAACUCCAUCCAAAAGAAUGAUGUCCAGAUUGCCAACCCAGCAUUCAUCCAGGACUCUGUCAGACAGCGGAGACUCCUGGAUGUGAAGAAUUAUGAUCCCGUGUCACUGGCUAUGACAGCAGCUCCAGCUGAGAAGAGCGGUUCAGAAGUACAGUCAGAAGCUCUGCCUUCGGACAACACCCCAGAGAAGGAAAACACUGAAGUCACUGAAGUUUCUACAGAAAAUGUUGAAAUUCCUCCCUUUCUUCAAGACUUUGAAGUUGUGAAAUAUAAUAUCUUGGAAAAAGUGGGAGCAGACCGAGGCCUGGAGACGGUGGUGCUGGAGCUGCAGAGCUCCCGAGACCCAGGGAGCUGCCCCUUUGUGAUAGCAGCACACUUCCUCCUGGCUGACCAAAAGACUAGAAGAGAGAGCACUGGACAGCAAACCUCCGAAGGGGCAAUUGACUGUUAUGAAAGUUAUGUGGAAGACCUGCAGAGACGAGGAUUUCUGCUCCAGGAACACUUGACGGCCGAAGCAGCACAGUUAGCGUCUGAGAAGCUGCAGGCGUUGCUUUUGGAGGAGGUCAUAAGUUCAGGCACCCUGAGCCAGGAGGUGAGCGAUUUGCUGGAGGUGAUCUGGACAGAAGCUCUGGGCCACCUGGAACACACACUCCUCAAGCCAGUGGACAGCAUGAGCCUCAAUGACCUGAGUAAAGCAGAAGGGAUUCUCCUUCUGGUAAAGACAGCGCUCAAGAAUGGAGACUCCCAGGAACAACUGCAGAAGACCAUGGCCGAGUUCUACCGGCUGCUGCCUCACAGGCAUCCAGCAUCAGAGGAAGUUAACCUGAAGCUGUUGGCUCAGAAAGAGGACCUUUGUCAGCUAGUAAGAGACAUGGUGAAUGUUUGUGAAACUAAUUUAUCCAAACCCAACCCACCAUCUCUUGCCAAAUACCGAGCUUUGAGAUGCAAAAUCGAACAUGUUGAACAAAAUACUGAAGAAUUUUCCAGGGUUAGAAAAGAAGUGUUGCAGAAUAAUCGAAGCGAAUGCCCAGCAGAUAUCAUGCAGAUAUUUAGAGUUGGCAGAGUGAAUGAAGCUAGGGAGUUUCUGAGCGAACUGGGCAACGUGCGACCCCUGCUGCACGGAUCUCCUGUGAGGAACAUUCUUGGAAUCUUGUCCCGAGGGCUGCUCUUACCUAAGGUGGCUGAAGACCGCGGAGUGCAGAGAACAGAUGUGGGACAUCUGGGGAGCGGCAUCUACUUCAGCGACUCACUCAGUACAAGCAUCAAGUACGCACAUGCAGGAGAGACAGAUGGCUCCAGACUCCUGGUCGUCUGUGAUGUUGCCCUGGGAAAGUGUGUGGACUUUUUCAAGAAGGACUUUUCUUUAACUGAGGCGCCACCAGGCUAUGACAGUGUGCAUGGCGUUUUGGAAACAGCCUCUGUCCCCACAGACUUUCAGGACGAUGAGUUUGUUGUAUAUAAAACCAGUCAAGUUAAAAUGAAAUACAUUGUUAAAUUUUGCGUUCCUGGAGAUCAAAUAAAGGAAUUCCAUCCUCAUGAAAAUGCUGAAUUAGAGGAGCAGAGAACUGAGCUUUCCCAUGGUGCACAGGCUGAAGAUUUCCAGUUAUCAGACAUCAAACCCCUUACAAAUGUCAAAGCUGGCCUUCAGGAUGCAUCUGCAAAUUCCAUUCCUCUUGACAGUGUGCACAUCAAGGGAAGAAUAAUAGACUUUGUAGCCCAGGUCAUUGUUUUUCAGACAUACACAAACCAAAGCCUCGUGCCUAUUGAGGCCAAAUAUAUCUUCCCUUUGGAUGACAAGGCAGCCGUGUGUGGCUUUGAGGCGUUCAUCAAUGGGAAGCACAUCGUGGGAGAGAUAAAGGAGAAGGAAGAGGCCCGGCAGAAAUACCGAGAGGCUGUCAGCCACGGCCAUGGUGCUUACUUGAUGGACCAGGACGCUCCGGAUGUUUUCACUGUAAGUGUUGGAAAUUUACCCCCUCGGGCUAAAGUUCUCAUCAAAAUCACCUACAUCACGGAACUCAGCAUCCAAAGUCCUGUGGCCAUCUUCUUCAUCCCUGCCACUGUAGCACCCUGGCAACAGGACAAGGCGUUGAAUGAGAACCUUCAGGAUACAGUGGAGACAAUUCGUAUAAAGGAAAUUGGAGCAGAGCAAAGCUUUUCCCUGGCUGUGUCCAUUGAGAUGCCCUACAUGAUUGAAUUCGUUUCCAGUGACACACAUGAGCUGAGACAGAAGAGAACAGACUGUAAAGCUGUGGUUAGCACCGUGGAAGGCAGCUCCUUGGACAGCAGUGGAUUUUCUCUCCACAUUGGUUUGCGUGAUGCAUAUCUCCCAAGAAUGUGGGUUGAAAAACAUCCAGAAAAAGAAAGUGAGGCCUGCAUGCUUGUCUUCCAGCCAGAGCUUGCGGAUGUCCUCCCUGGCCUCCAUGAAAAGAAUGAAGUGGUCAUCUGUCUCGACUGCUCCAGUUCCAUGGAGGGUGUGACAUUCACGCAAGCCAGGCAGGUCGCCCUGUGCGCUCUGUCUUUGCUGGGAGAGGAGCAAAAAGUCAACAUUGUGCAGUUUGGCACAGGUUACAAGGAACUAUUUUCAUAUCCUAAGUGCAUCACAGACAAGAAAGUGGCCACAGAGUUCCUCAUGUCUGCAGCACCUUCCAUGGGGAACACAGACUUCUGGAAAUUACUCCGCUAUUUAAGUUUCCUGUACCCUUCAGAAGGGUUACGGAACAUUCUCCUCAUAUCUGAUGGGCACCUCCAGAGCGAGAGUCUGACAUUGCAGCUUGUGAAAAGAAAUAUCCAGCACACCAGAGUGUUUGCCUGUGCUGUUGGGCUUGGGGAGCCAUUGUGGCCACCAUCAUACAGACAGCACAGAGGCCACCAGACUAGCAGCCAUCUCCAUUCCCAGCCUUCUGGGAAGAAAACAGGUUGUACAUCUCUUCCUUUUAAGAGACGGCCUUGCAUGUUUAGCAGUCCUGGACUUCCUAAUGCUUAUCCGCACAAGGAAUUUGUACCCUCUCCACUUGGCCAAUGCUGUGUUGACUCAAGAGUCCCACCUGCCUCGGGUGUGCUCAGCCACGAGCUACACCCCAGCGCAUUUAAUCUGUUUAACUCUGGAACAGAAAAUUCUACAGCAAAUCGCCACCUCUUACGGACCUUGUCCCAGUGUGGUGCUGGGGUGUUUGAAUAUUUUAACUCAAAAUCUAAGCACAGUUGGAAAAAACAGAUAGAAGCCCAAAUGACCAGGAUACGUUCCCCAAGUUGCCACUCUGUCUCUGUCAAAUGGCAGCAGCUCAGCAGAGCUGCCCCGGAGCCCCUGCAGGCCCCGGCGUGGGUACCCUCCUUGUUUCACAAUGAUCGACUCCUGGUCUACGGAUUCAUUCCUCAUUGUACACAAGCAACUCUGCGCGCAAUCAUCCAAGAGAAAGAAUUUUGCACAAUGGUGUCAACUACAGAACUUCAGAAGACAACUGGGACUAUGAUUCACAAGCUGGCAGCCCGGGCGCUAAUCAGAGAUUAUGAAGACGGCAUUCUCCAUGACAAUGAAACCAACCAUGAGAUGAAGAAAAACAUCAUGAAAUCUCUGAUUAUUGAACUCAGUAAAGAAAACUCUCUUAUUACACAAUUUACCAGCUUUGUGGCAGUUGAGAAAAGGGACGUUAAUGAGAUUCCUUCUGCUAAUAUCCCAAAUAUUUCGGAACUUGUUGCCAAAGAAGACAUAGACUUUCUACCAUACCUGAGCUGGCAGGAAAAGCAGCCAGAGCUCUUCCCAUCACCGACAGAGAUUGAGUCUUCGAAACUAAAGCAAGAUGAAGUCAUUGAUGACAAUGGAUUGGCACAGCCCUUCUCCAUCUCCUCUGAAGGUUAUAAGGAACAGUCAUUGCGAUCCUCUGCUAAAAAAUGUAAAAUAAAGACUGUAAAGAUGUGUAAUCUAAACGUUCCUAAAGAUUUUGAAGAAAUGGUCGAAGUGGCCCAGUCACCUGCAACAGUGCAGUCUCCUAACUUCCACCCGCCUCUCACUGUCUGCCCACAACCGAAAGAUGUGGAGCAGCCACAGGAUGUGAUCCAGGAUGUGAUCCAGGCAGAGCCAAAGAGAAAAGGAAGAAUUAAAAGAUUUAAAAGAAUGUGCACGGCAGCAAGUGGGCUUCAAGACGUGCUUGAUUCCCAGCUUUCUUCUGCUCCUGUAAUCGAAGCUGGGCUUUCUGCCCACCCCUCUAGUUCUGCCUUCCUGUCUCCUCUCUGUGCCAUCCCUCCUCCUCCUCCUCCUCCUCCUCUUCCUCUUCUUCCUCCCCCUCUCCCAGGUGGCAUCCACUAUCCUCCCCCUCCCCCUCUUCCUGGCGGCACAUAUCUUCCUCCCCCUCUCUUUGGUAGCACCCAACCUCCUCCCCCUCCCCCUCUCUUUGGUAGCACCCAACCUCCUCCCCCUCCCCCUCCCCCUCUCUUUGGUAGCACCCAACCUCCUCCCCCUCCCCCUCCCCCUCUCUUUGGUAGCACCCAACCUCCUCCCCCUCCCCCUCUCUUUGGUGGCACCCAUCUUCCUCCCCCUCCCUCUCCCCCUGAUGUUGCCCAUCAUCCUCCCCCUCCCCCUUUCUUUGGUGGCACCCAUAUUCCUGCCCCUCCCCCUCCCCCUCCCCCUGCUGGCACCCAAUUUUCUCUUUCUCCUAUAGGAUUCAUCCCACCUAAGCUUCAUCACUGUAAGCUUGCCAGAGGUCCAAACAUCUGUGACUCAGAGUCGCCUCUCCUGGGCUCCAGGGGGAUGACCUUUAGGCCUAUGACUAGGGGUGGCACCACCUUCUCAGGUAGCUUCGAUAGCUUUGAUGCAGGGAAAUUUUCCCAAGACCCCAGCAACAACAGCUUCUCUCCCAGAGCCCCUGAGCUGGACGCUUUUCCCAGGUCACCUUUGCGCAGUCCUCCUAAGCCACCUUCUGCCCCUCCUCCUGUCACCAGGGUCCAUCAAGGCUCUUCUCUUUGUUUGCAAAGGGCCUCAGUCCAUCAGAGCUCUAGUUACAGAAUGUCAGAUAUCAGCAUGGAGUCACUUGAGUCAGCUCUCCCAUUAGAUUUUUCUUCCAGAGCUGUGCCAUUAGACCUGGUUCUAGAAGAGGCCUGGGCUGACUCGCUGAGUGGAAAUUCUUUGGAAAUGAAAACAGAUGAAGCAGCAGCAUACAUGGCAUGCAAGUUCUUAACAAGUAUUGAGACUUCCUCAGAUGAGGAAAGUGUCGUCGGUGAUGAAGACCGGAAGAGUCCUGUGUCGUGGGCUUCACUCUUUGCUCUGCAGACUGAGGAUGGUUUUUGGAGACUGACACCAGAACUAGGACUUAUACUAAAACUUAAUGUAAAUGCUCUACUCAAUUCUCUUGAAGAAAAGGGCAUUCGAUCUCUAGGUACAAAAGGGAGAGAGCGUCUCCUGGACCUGAUUGCUACUUUGCUUGUACUGCAGUUUCUUUAUACUGAGUUGGAACAAGAAUUGGAACAAGAAAGAAUGGUUGACAAAUCUCUGAGAAAGAUGGAUGACGCCUUCAUUUCUAGGAAUAUUCCAUGGGCUUUUGAGAACAUAAAGAAAGCAAGAGAAUGGGCCAGAAGGACAGAAGGACAGUAUCCAUCUAUCUGCCAACGACUGGAGCUGGGUAAAGACUGGGAGUCAGCCACAAAGCAACUACUGGGAAUUCAGCCCCAAGCCAACACUUCUCUUCACCGAAUUCUACACUACAGUCAAGGCUGAAGCCAAUGAAAUCACAUUUUAAGCCUUUCUCAUAUUUUGUUGUUUUGUUUUUGUUUUUCCAAGACAGGGUUUCUCUCUGUAGCCCUGGCUGUCCUGGAACUCACUCUGUAGAGCAGGCUGGCCUCACACUCAAGGGAUCUGCCUGCCUCUUCGUUCCAAGUGCUGGGAUUAAAUGUGUGCCCCACUGCCCUGCUGUCUUUCUCAUAUUUCUAUGUAGAAAAUAAUCAAAUAGUAAAAGGUACCACUAAUGACAUGUAAUCCAUUUUAAGUGUAGCUAUCAGCCCCUUUAAAAUAAAAUUAAUGGAAAGAAUUGAUCAAUCAUUUAACAACAAUAAAAUCUAUAAGAACUAAUAUUA
Apodemus sylvaticus (European woodmouse) is the source of this 6466-nucleotide messenger RNA. RefSeq names its product poly(ADP-ribose) polymerase family member 4 (gene Parp4). The coding region runs from base 222 to 6110 and encodes 1962 amino acids. The record is from RefSeq and is a predicted model, not a curated record. Gene Ontology annotation, molecular function: NAD+ poly-ADP-ribosyltransferase activity. NCBI's taxonomy places the organism in Eukaryota, Metazoa, Chordata, Mammalia, Rodentia, Muridae. The transcript has 36 exons.